This is a messenger RNA of Desarmillaria tabescens, 1902 nucleotides long. RefSeq names its product SWI/SNF complex protein. The record is from RefSeq and is a predicted model, not a curated record. Lineage: Eukaryota; Fungi; Basidiomycota; Agaricomycetes; Agaricales; Physalacriaceae. Gene Ontology annotation, biological process: positive regulation of DNA-templated transcription. Bases 1 to 1902 code for a protein of 633 amino acids. The transcript is spliced from 4 exons. Gene Ontology annotation, molecular function: histone binding; DNA binding; zinc ion binding. Gene Ontology annotation, cellular component: SWI/SNF complex.
AUGAGCUCGCCAAAACGACCGGGGUCUCCUUCACCAGGCUCUGAUUCGAAACGUGUAAAACUCUCAGUAACAGAACAAAACCAGGGUGUAUCCGCUGUCGACCCCGACUCUGCACCCGGUAAACGCAGCGAGCUCGACCCCGUCCAGUCCGGUGACAUUGGGAACCUUCCCAGCGAGGAGGGUGCUGCUACAGGAGAAUCAUCUUCUCGACCUGAUGUACGCGUGAAGGUGUUGGGAGAGGAUGAGGAUGGUGGAGACGUUUCUAUGGGUGAAGAUGACGGCGAAUCCGGCGACGAAAACGACGAUGAAGACCCAGCGCAACUGGAAGCUACGCGCCUCCGUCUUGAGGAGCAGGCAAGGAAAUACUUGGCUUCACAGACCCAUGAAGUCAUCAUUCCGUCGUAUUCUGCUUGGUUCGACAUGGCCAAGAUACAUCCUGUCGAGCGCCGAGCCUUGCCUGAGUUUUUCAACUCCCGGAAUCGGUCAAAGAGCCCAGCAAUAUACAAGGAUUACCGCGACUUCAUGGUCAAUACCUAUAGGCUGCGACCCACGGAGUAUCUCACCGUCACUGCCUGUCGUAGAAAUCUUGCGGGCGACGUCUGCGCCAUUAUGCGCGUCCACGCGUUUCUCGAGCAAUGGGGUCUAAUUAACUACCAGAUCGACCCAGAUGCUCGUCCUGCCGCCCUUGUUCCUCCAUUUACAGGCCACUUCCGUGUUAUACUUGACACGCCACGGGGUCUUCAGUCACUCCACCCCGGCUCGAAACCUCCCAAUCCUGGCGCAGCUGCCGUCAAUGGUGCUCAAAAAUCCAACUCUUCAACGAAUUCUGCCUCUCUCGAACUUCGUUCAUCCAUAUAUCAGACUUCAUCCAAGUCAAGUCGACCCGUCAGUGCCUCAGAGGCUAAGGACCUUGCAAAUGGGACCAAUGGAAGCACGCCUGCGAGCGGUCUCUACACUUGCGACACCUGCGGUUCCGAUUGUACCCCCGUCCGUUACCACUCUCUAAAAGAGAAGAAAUUCCAUCUUUGUGCUCCGUGCUACCUCAACGGGCGCUUCCCUUCUACCAUGUUCAGCGGGGAGGGCAAUGACAGCUGGUCAGAUCAAGAAAUUCUCUCGUUGCUCGAAGGAGUGGAGAUGUAUGAUGAUGACUGGAGUAAAAUUGAGGAGCAUGUCAUGACCAAGACCGCUCAACAGUGUAUACGCAAAUUCUUGGAACUGCCGAUUGAGGACCCAAUGCCAUUCGAGCAGGCCGAUAACCCUGUCAUGAGUGUGGUCGCCUUCCUGGCUGGGGUUGUGGGACCAGGGGUGGCGGCAGAGGCAGCAAAAACGGCUUUGCAUGAGUUGACAGAUGAUGCGAAGCCGGAAACAGGGAAACAGGAUGACAAGAUGGAUCAGGACCAGCCUGAAGGCGAAGCCGGAAAGGCGACGGCUGAUGAGAAGACGGUAGAGGAAGGCAAGGCUCCAUCUCGUACCCUGCCUCACUCCAAAGUUGCCCGAGCAGCUGACUUGGCGCUCAAAUCGUCUGCCAAAGCCGCCCAGUCUCUCGCCGAUGCCGAAGAUGCGCAGAUCCGGUCAACUCUUGCUUCGAUGAUCAAGCUGACGCUCACCAAGCUGGAAUUGAAGAUGUCGCAGUUUGAAGAGCUGGAGGACAUUCUAGAAGAGGAGCGGAAGGGACUGGAGAGCACCAGGAUGGCCCUUGUGCAAGAACGGUUAGGCCUGAAAAAGAUGGUAGACAAUGUCAAGACUCUCAUUGCAAAGAAUGGGACCGGGGUCAAUGGCCUUGGUAAUGUGUCGCUUGGGAACAGUGGCCAAGGGACUGUUAUCAAUGAGGUGCAGUCUGGGACGUCAAUGGAGGGAGGUUUGGGGCCCGUAGAGGACGGCAGCAUGUUACAGCUGACUUAA